AUGACCUCCGUUAACGGCUACCGAAUUGGUGAUGCAUUGCACUGCCUGAACAUAAAUGGUUAUCCAGUAGUUUCGGAUGGAAUUCUGAUGGAAAAACAGCAAACAUUCAAUCGAUCGAAAAUCGUCGAACGAGCAGUUCAUGCGUGUGGUUCAGGGGCGUUUGGCUAUUUCGAAUGUACGCAAGACAUGACUCCAUAUUGCAAAGCAACGUUCUUGAGUGAAGUUGGAAAACAAACACCGAUUCUGUGUCGAUUUUCAACUGUCACAUACGGACGCGAAUUCCCUGAUUCGGCUCGUAAUCCACGUGGUUUGGCAUUGAAAUUUUAUACGGACGAUGGAAAUUAUGAUGUAUUGUGUGUUAAUUUUCCAGCGUUUUUCGUUCGUGAUCCGACACAAGGGCCGGACGUCAUUCGAUCUCAACAGCGAAAUCCACAUAAUUUUCGAGUUAAUUUCGAUGCCGUUUUUGAUUUCAUGUCACUGGUACCUGAGUCAAUGUUGGCUAAUACAUGGUUCUGGUCGGAUCAUGGUACACCAGUUGGUAGGUUGAAACUAACUGCUCCUUCGGAGAAGAAUUUCUCGAACCCCGAAGCCAUUCGUAUGAUGGGCGAAGACCCGGAUUAUGCCAAACGUGACUUGUGGCAGCAUAUUGAUAAUGGCGGCAACUCGGAAUGGAAAUGCUACGUUCAGAUGGCUACCGAACAGGAAUUGGGAAAAUUUACGAAAUAUGAUCCGUUUGAUGCAACAAAAGCAUGGAUGGAAGAAGAUUUUCCAUUGAGAGAAUUUGGGAGAUUUAUAGUGGAUCGAAAUCCAGAAAAUUAUCAUCGAGAUGUUGAACAAGUCGCUUUCAGUCCUGGUAGUCUCGUUCCGGGUAUUGAAACGUCACCAGAUCCUCUUCUUCAGUUUCGUUGUUUCUUGUAUCGUGAUGCUCAGCUUUAUCGUCUGGGUGUUAAUUUCCAUCAGAUACCGGUUAACUGUCCAUUUAUGACCAAACAAUUUCACCCACUUUCACGUGAUGGCAAACUGCGAACGGAUUCGAAUGGUGGAGUUGAACCUAAUUAUAAUCCGAAUUCAUUUUCAAUGCCACCUCAUGCCCGACCCGACCUGAGCUGCAAUGAAGUACCACAAGCUGUUAACGGAUGGCUUGCCAGACAAUCACAUUCGAAACAUGAAACUCAACUUAAUCCAGAUGCGGAAUAUCAACAGGCUCGUCAUUUCUAUCUGAAUGGUUUAUCCACUGAAGAACGCCAACAUCUGCACAUGAACAUUGCCCAUGCGUUCAAGAGUGUUUCGCGGCAAGAAGUUAAAUUGAGAUUCUUGGUCGCUUGCUAUAAGGUUCAUCCUCAAUAUGCCCAGGGCAUAAUCUCCAUUGAUCCAACAAUAGACAUAACAUUUCAACAAGUUGAACAGAUGGCUUCCGAGUUGCAAGGAAAACACACAGUUGAUCGAAGUAAAGGAUAUGAAGCAUAUCCAUUACACAUGUAA
This is a messenger RNA of Didymodactylos carnosus, 1482 nucleotides long. The record is from the annotation of a GenBank genome assembly. NCBI's taxonomy places the organism in Eukaryota, Metazoa, Rotifera, Eurotatoria, Philodinida, Philodinidae.